AUGGGUUACGAGAAGGGCGAUGCUAAGAAGGGUGCCAACCUCUUCAAGACGCGCUGCGCGCAGUGCCACACCCUGAAGGAGGGUGAGGGCAACAAGAUCGGCCCCAUGCUUCACGGUCUCUUCGGCCGCAAGACCGGCCAGGUCGAGGGCUACUCGUACACCGACGCCAACAAGCAGAAGGGCAUCACAUGGGACGAGAACACUCUCUUCGAGUACCUCGAGAACCCCAAGAAGUACAUCCCUGGUACCAAGAUGGCCUUCGGUGGUCUCAAGAAGCCCAAGGACCGCAACGACCUCAUCACCUUCCUCCAGGAGGAGACCAAAUAA
Ascochyta rabiei is the source of this 327-nucleotide messenger RNA. Its product is annotated as iso-1-cytochrome c. The transcript has 2 exons. NCBI's taxonomy places the organism in Eukaryota, Fungi, Ascomycota, Dothideomycetes, Pleosporales, Didymellaceae. The record is from RefSeq and is a predicted model, not a curated record. The coding region runs from base 1 to 327 and encodes 108 amino acids. Gene Ontology annotation, biological process: mitochondrial electron transport, ubiquinol to cytochrome c; mitochondrial electron transport, cytochrome c to oxygen. Gene Ontology annotation, cellular component: mitochondrial intermembrane space. Gene Ontology annotation, molecular function: electron transfer activity; heme binding.